CCUUCUCACAUUAUAUUUAUUAUAUACACAUUAUUUUUUGUAGAUAUUUGUAUAAUACUAUAAUUAUCUUCAAAAUUUGUAAAGUUCCAUCCAAGAAUUACCGAAUCAACCCCAAAGACACCCAAACUCUGAGCUGAGCCAUGGGAAAGAUAUCGCAAAAGACCAGAGUGCUGAUGGUCUGCGUGGGUAAUAUUUGCCGCUCCCCCAUCGCCGAAGCGGUUAUGGAUGAGGUCAUCAUCAGGGCGGGUCUGCAGAAGGAGUGGCACGUGGAGAGCGCAGCGAUCGAGGGCUGGCACUCAGGAUGCAUUCCGGAUGAGCGGGCACUGAGAGUCCUGGCCAAGCAUAACAUCAGCUACAUUGGCUAUGCAAGGGUUCUGACCACUGAGGACUUCAUGAAGUUUGACUAUAUCUUCGGCAUGGAUAGGAGUAAUCUGGCCGCACUGAAGCGCAUGGCACCGCAUAAUGCCACAGCCAAAGUACUAUUGCUGGGGAAUUUUGGCCUCAAACCAGAUGAUCGUGUCAUAGAAGAUCCAUAUUAUACUGUGGGCGAGGCACCGUUCGAAAAUAUCUAUCAAAAGUGUCACAUAGCUUGCCAGAAUUUCUUGGAGCAAGCGCGCCAGCAGCAGAUUUUGUAAACGAAUCCCAUGCGACCG
Molecule: messenger RNA, 653 nt
Organism: Drosophila serrata
Lineage: Eukaryota; Metazoa; Arthropoda; Insecta; Diptera; Drosophilidae
Gene: primo-2
Product: low molecular weight phosphotyrosine protein phosphatase primo-2
Biological process (GO): protein dephosphorylation
Cellular component (GO): cytoplasm
Molecular function (GO): non-membrane spanning protein tyrosine phosphatase activity; acid phosphatase activity
Source: RefSeq, a predicted model, not a curated record